Messenger RNA from Catharus ustulatus (Swainson's thrush), 3096 nucleotides. Its product is annotated as serine/threonine-protein kinase pim-1-like. NCBI's taxonomy places the organism in Eukaryota, Metazoa, Chordata, Aves, Passeriformes, Turdidae. Gene Ontology annotation, biological process: protein autophosphorylation; negative regulation of apoptotic process; regulation of mitotic cell cycle. The transcript is spliced from 7 exons. Gene Ontology annotation, cellular component: cytoplasm. Bases 204 to 1466 code for a protein of 420 amino acids. Gene Ontology annotation, molecular function: ATP binding; protein serine/threonine kinase activity. The record is from RefSeq and is a predicted model, not a curated record.
AUGCAGGGGCCUCAGGCUGUCAGAGACCCUCCAUCCUGUCAGCAGCCUCUGCUAUCUCUGACAGCCUCCAUCCCUUGCAGAGGCACAGGGAGACCUGUCAGCCUGUGGAAGGGGCAGAGCCCGGGGACAGGUCUCCCAGCUCCCUUGGACUCACGGGCGCAGCCCUGACUGUUGACGUGGCCAGGGAAAGCCCACAAGUCCAAAUGGGAGCCCAGCCCGAGGCAGGGGAGCCUUGUGAGGAGCAGCUGGUGGAGCAGCAAGCGUCCUGGAGCCAGCAGUUGCCGGCCCACUGCUGCCAGGACGCUGUGCCAGGUGUGGCAGCUGGCAACAGCCCAAGCCUGGAGGUGGAGAUGACCCUCGAGACACCAAGGGGGUUCCUCCAUCUGCAGGAAGCUGCCCCAAGAGAGCCCUCGACCACCACAAAGGGCUCUCUAAUAGCAGCUGCUCCUGGGAUCCCCCUGGGCGAAGCCUCGGGCUGUAGCCCCGGCCGUCCCCAGCAGCAGAGGACAGCCCACGACGCCGGGGACAGCGACGGUGCCGCCCUGCUCCGCUGCUCAGCGGCUCCUGCAGCCACCUCUGGGCCCUGCCCUGCCCCAGCUGUGCCGCUGUCCAGCCCGACGGCUGCCAGGCGGCGGCCGCUGCCCGGCGCGCAGCAGGAAGCAGGGCAAAAGAAGCAGCUGCAGGAGCUGUACCAGCUGGGCCCGCAGCUGGGCAGCGGCGGCUUCGGCACCGUUUUCUCGGGCAUCCGCCUCUCCGACAGGAGCCCGGUGGCCAUCAAACGCGUGGCCCGGGAGAGCGUCCUGCAGUGGGACGAGCUGCCCGACGGCACCCGUGUUCCCAUGGAGAUCGUGCUGAUGGAGAAGGUGGGCUCUGGUUGCCACUACGUCAUCCAGCUCCUCGACUGGUUUGAGCUGCCUGACAGCUUCCUGCUGGUCAUGGAGCGUCCGGAGGCAUCGCGGGAUCUCCUGCAGUUGCUGCUGGAGCAGGAGUUCCUGUGCGAGGAGAUGGCGCGCUGGCUUUUCCGCCAGGUGCUGGAGGCCGUGCGGCACUGCACUGCCUGCGGCGUCCUGCACCGUGACAUCAAGCCGCAGAACCUCCUCGUGGACCCGGAGAGUGGCGACCUGAAGCUCAUCGACUUCGGUUGCGGCACCUUCCUCCAGGAGCGGCCCUACACACAAUUUGCCGGAACACACGUGUACAGCCCACCCGAGUGGAUCGCCUUUGGCUGCUACUACGGCCAUUCGGCAACCAUCUGGUCCCUGGGUGUGUUGCUGUACGUCAUGGUCUGCGGGAGCCUCCCCUUCUGGAACGACCGUGACAUCGUGUCGGGGCAGCUCUUCUUUGGGCACCAGGUCUCUCCAGCGUGUGAAGAUCUGAUCCGCUGGUGUUUGGCCAAGCACCCUGCGGACAGGCCGGAGCUGGAGGACAUCUUGUGCCACCCUUGGGUGCGGGGCGGGCAUUUUUGAUGCCUUGCCGGAUCCUCUGCAGCACCCAGUUACCACGUCCCACGCAGGACCCAAAUAAUAAAACAACCACAAACCCAUUGCAGGGUGUCAAGUCUGGUCCUUGUCAGCAGCUUCAGCUAAAGAAACCUCUUGGGAAAAGGGGUAGUCCAAGUGCUCCCUUCAGCCUUCUUCAAGCUUUCGACACCUUUCCUCAAGCAUGGUGCCUUUGUGUCUUCGGGCACGGGCUGUAGUGCAGGUAGGAAGGGCUUUAACAAGCCAAAGAAUGCAACAGUGAAACAACAGCUGUCCUUUCAAGCUGAUGCGGCCACUUGGGUGUCUCCUGAAGUGAAACAAGGGAGGGCUCUGUGUGCAUUCCAAGGGCCAGGAGGUGGCAGGGACAGAGACGUUGCUCUGCUACCAAAGCUGGGAGAAGAACCAGAAGCACCAAAAGGUCAUUUUGCACUGAGCCCUGAUGACCUCUUCCUCUUUCUUUCCCUCAAAUCGGCGGCGACUGCAGGCAAAUGCAGGCCAGGCCUCGUGGCUCAUGGCAGACCCUUCUUCCUCCCCAGGGAGCCUCCUCACAGUAAGGGGGGAGCUCCCCCCCAGCCCAGGACUCACCAGCUCAGCCCCCACCAGAGGCAGGCCACUGCCUGAGCCCCACGUGCCCUGAGCCAAGUGGGGAUUGGCGGCCGUCCCGGCCACAGCGACAACAAAUCCUUUGAGGUUCACACCUCUGACAAGAGUAAAAGGGCCAGCAAAACCUCACCUCAGGCCCUGAGGAGAGAAGGCUUCAGUCUGCAAGGUCCUCAGGGAAAAUGUAUGGGAAAGUGCUGGGCUCCAUCAGUGCUGCUCUCUUUUGAAACAUCACCUCCUGAGGGCACACGAGCCGGCCUUUCCCACAUGUCGGAAGCCAAGCAGGCGAGGCACAAGGCUGCCGUGCCUAAACAGGCGACUUCUCUGGAAAAGAGCAUGGAAAAGGAAGCUGUGUGCCCCGAGGAAUCCAGGUCAGGAGAAGAACACACAGAUGCUUCUUGCCACUUGCCACUGUGGGGGGAAAGCUGGUGUGGUGAAAGCUCAACUGGAGAUGCAGGCGGCCAGAAAUAAAAAGAGGGGGGGCACAAUCAAAAGAGUCAAAAGAGUGUUUUGAAACACCUUAAUGAGAAAAAACAUUGGAGAAAUAACAUCAUCCCCUCGCAGGAUGUGGAUGAUCACUUGACAAACAGGGACAGAGACAUGGUACGGGUGUUUCAUGCCCUCUUUGCCUUUGCCUUCAACACUCAUCCCUCCCUUUGAUGCCUUCAGUUUUACUUUUCAUAUUUUUCAAGUUUUGUACUGCCUUUCUGUGUAACUCUGGACUUCAUCUAAAGAUCUCUUCACAGUUUUGUAGGACAAAACAGUCCUUUUCCAGCCUGAGAACCAAGGACACCCUUGGCAGCUUCCGGCCCAAAAGUGUAACCAAGGGCGAACUGAAGAAAGCAAUCUGGGAGGAGGGAACAUCAUAACCUGAAGUUGUAAUAGGACAAUUAACCCCGAAAAUGGCAAUGAACCAAAACUUACCAACAUGUGAAAACCUGUGACGGGUCGUCCAUCUUACGUCCAUCUUGGCUAGAGCCACGACCAGGCUCUUGUGCUGCCCCAAGGUGUAUCCUUU